UGGCGGGCGGGUCGAAAAGCGCGGAGUCACUGCUGCGGAGUGGGGGGGAGCGGAAUUUGCGGGCAGUUGGAAAGCCCGCGAAAUGCUCCUUCCGGCUGCGAGGCUGUAGUGGUGCUCUCCCGCACCGGGAAAAAGAGGAAGUGUUCUCCUCGGGGCUCCGCCUUUUCAUGCCAAUAUCCGAGCUCCACGCAGUUUCUCUGCGCGGACUCUCGCUCGCGCUCCUGCCUCUGUGAGAGGGGGCACUGUGCCGUUUGCCCCUCUGUGUCUCUGGCCUUGUCAGACUCCGCUACGUCGUCGCUAGGCUCCCUCCCUCAGUUCCCGACCCCUCCCACCUCCGCCGCGCCCUCCUCGGGGGCCGAGGGAUUCCCCUCGCGGCGCGCAGUUCCAUCCUUGGCCGCCCUGGACUAUAUUUCCCGGCGGGCCGAGCGGCCGGCGCCGUGGCUGCGGUCAAAUGACCGGGUCGCCUGACCCUCGUUGAGUCAGGGCCCGCGGGCGGGGCGGCGCUGGCCGCUGCACCUCGUCCUUGGCUCCUGAUCCCCCUCGCCGGUCCCUCAACCUGGGCAGCUACAUCUUUGGCGCCUCUCCGGGUGUCGGGCACUUCCCCACUCGGAUCGUACCCUUGGAAUGUCCUGACUUUGCCCGCGGGGAGAACUUCGGCUGCCUCGCUCGGGGUCUGCCGCGUCUGACCAUCUCAUUUCUUUCUCCAGGACUGUCAGCGAGUUCACCCCGACGACAACUGACGGCCCUGGGCUGCUGCUGGUCUCCGGCAGAGUUGAGACAAAAUGUCCCCGGAAUCUAAAAAGCUUUUCAAUAUCAUUAUUUUAGGAAUUGCCUUUAUGUUUAUGUUCACGGCCUUUCAAACUUGUGGAAAUGUGGCGCAAACUGUCAUCCGAAGCUUAAAUAGCACAGAUUUUCAUGGCAGUGGAUAUACCAGCCUGGCAAUUAUUUAUGGAGUGUUUUCUGCUUCGAAUUUGAUUACACCAUCAGUGGUUGCCAUCGUAGGACCUCAACUCUCUAUGUUUGCUAGUGGUUUAUUUUACAGCAUGUACAUUGCCGUUUUUAUCCAGCCUUUCCCAUGGUCCUUCUAUACAGCCUCUGUUUUCAUUGGAAUUGCAGCUGCUGUACUUUGGACAGCACAAGGAAACUGCCUUACGAUAAAUUCAGAUGAGCACACUAUUGGGAGGAACAGUGGAAUUUUCUGGGCACUCUUACAGUCUAGCUUGUUCUUUGGAAAUCUCUACAUAUAUUUUGCUUGGCAAGGGAAAACGCAGAUAUCAGAGAGUGACCGAAGAACUGUAUUUAUUGCCCUGACAGUGAUUAGCCUUGUGGGGACAGUUCUUUUCUUUCUCAUUCGGAAACCAGAUUCUGGAAAUGUCCUGGGAGAAGAUGAAUCUUCUGAUGACCAAGACCUGGAAGUCAAUGAGUCUGCCCCAAACACUAUGACAAAGGCAGUAGAUGCAUUUAAAAAGUCUGUUAAGUUAUGUGUCACCAAGGAGAUGCUCCUUCUCAGUAUUACAACUGCUUAUACAGGUCUGGAAUUGACUUUCAUCUCUGGUGUAUAUGGAACCUGUAUUGGCGCUGUAAAUAAAUUUGGAACAGAUGAGAAAAGCCUCAUUGGACUUUCUGGAAUUUUCAUUGGCAUUGGAGAAAUUUUAGGUGGCAGCCUCUUUGGCCUACUGAGCAAGAACAAUCGUUUUGGGAGAAAUCCAGUUGUGCUGUUGGGCAUCCUGGUGCAUUUUGUAGCUUUUUAUUUAAUAUUUCUCAACAUACCUGGGGAUGCCCCUGUCGCCCCUGUUGGAGGAACUGACAGCAGUGCUUACAUCAAAUCCAGCAAAGAAGUUGCCAUCUUCUGCAGUUUCCUGCUGGGUCUUGGAGACAGCUGCUUCAACACCCAACUGCUUAGCAUUUUAGGUUUUCUCUAUUCUGAAGACAGUGCCCCAGCCUUUGCAGUCUUUAAGUUUGUUCAGUCCAUUUGUGCAGCUGUGGCAUUUUUCUACAGUAACUACCUUCUCCUUCAUUGGCAACUCCUGGUCAUGGUGAUCUUUGGGUUUUUGGGAACUGUUUCGUUCUUCGCUGUGGAGUGGGCUGCCACCAUUGUGGCCCGGGGCUCUGACUACCGAAGUAUUUGAUCCGGGGCAUCUGUGAGGUGGUAUGCAUUUCCAGACAGCACAGCCGAAGGACAGAACUUGGUUGAAGAAACCACCUUUCAUUUUCACUGUAUAUUGGAUGCUAUUUAAUAUGGGAAAUCAGAGAAUUAAGACUGCUAAAUCUGCCAGAGUUGGUAUUCAAGUUUACAGAUAUUAGCUGUUUAAAACAAGUCGAAUAAGGGAAAUUUGUUCUGUCAAUUAUAAUUGUUUGAAGAUGUUGUUUUUCAACUCAUCUAUCCCAAGUUCCCUGUAAUCAUGUUACAGAAUGUAAAUGUUUUCCUCUACCUCCUGUUCUCAUUGAGAGAUCCUGCCUUGAUUCAAAAUACUAGGCCAUAUGUCAUAUAACUAUUCUUGCUGGGUGUGGAGUAUGUGUUACUAUGUAAUAACAGGAAGCAUAUGCCACUCCACAUAUGUGUGUGGGAAUGACAUUUAAAUAAAUCACAAGAUGCUGAAGCAGAAUACUAUCUUUGAAAAGAUACGCACUUUCUUCCUCUAUAGAUAUUUUGGUUUAAUUUUCUUACCUUGUUCAGAGCAAGGAGUGACUUAAGUUUUAUAAGAUGAGGUAAAAAUUGUCUUAAGUCUUAAAAGCAGGAAUCUAAUACAUAUAAAUGAACAAAAACACACUUGAAAAACAUAUACUAGAGGAGGAUUUUUGUUAGUAAUUUUCCAAAAGAUGCAAUGCAAGGCAAAAAAAAGUGAGAUCUGAGCUGUGGUAUCAGGCUGCUGUCGCACAGCAGGUGCCGUUCCGUACAUGUAUCUGGGAAUGGGGUGUAACUGUUUGGGGAGAUGUUUAAAUUGAAAUGUUAACUUUCCUUCAUAAGAGGUUUCUUAAAAUUCUUUUUUAAUUGACAUACAAUCUAGAAACCAUAAAAGUCACCAUUUUAGAGUGUACAACUUAGUGGUAUUUUCAGUAUAUUCACAAAGGUAUACAACUAUCACAUGGAUCUAAUUCCAGAACAUUUCGUCACUCCAAAAAGAAACCCCUCUGCCAGACAGCAGUCAUUCCCCAUUGUCUGGCCUGACCCUAGCAACCACUAAUCUACUUUCUGUCUCCAUGUAUUUGCCUGUUUGGGACAUGUCACAUAAAUGGGAGAGCUCACUUUUAAAUGUGAUAUUUAAUUGUACAUGUGAGUUUUAUGGCAAAAUACAUUUAACCAUAGGACAAGAAAUACCUUGUUUUCCAUUGUUUCUUAAAAGCCUGCUAGAAAUUUGGAAAUUUCAGUUGUCUUAAAAGUUCAAAAAAAUUCAGUAGUGUGUGAUUUUCAGACUUUGUGGCAAGUGCAGGGAGUCAGCUAGAAUCCUUAGAGAAAUUUCCUUCAUGUGGAGCACUAAACUCUUUUGCUGCAGGUUGUAAAGUUUUGGCUGUCUUUCUUGAAGUGGAGUAAACUUUGUUGUUAGCUGUUCCUAUAUAAAUAAUUUGCAAGUACUAUUUCAGAAUUAACAACAGUGACUUUAUUGCCUCUCUAAGCACAUUAAUAUUUACCCAGGUAACACUGUAUAACAAAUUACCCCAAAACUUGGCCACUUAGGACAACACAUAUUUAUCAUCUCACACUGUCUGUGGGUCAGGAAUGUGGGAGUGGGUAGCCCGGGUCCUCUGCUCAGGGAGUGUCACGAGGCUGCAGUCCCGGUGUUGGCUGGGCUCAACUAGCGGGGGACCCGCUGUCCCACUCACUCAGGCGGCUGUUGGCAGGAAUCCAUUCCUCGUAGGCUGUUGGGCUAAGGGUUGUAACUUCUCAUGGCUGUUGGCUGAAGGCCACCCUCUGUGCCUUGUUACAUGGUGCUGUCCUCAGGGCAGCUCACAACAUGGCAGCUGCUUCAUCAAAGGAAGCAGGCCAGAAAAGCCAGAGAGUGAUAGCAAGACAGAAGUCAUAGUCUUUCACACUUUAAUGUCGAGAACGCGGCAUCCCAUUUUUUGUGUGUUCUCGUUGUUAGAUGCAAGUCACUAGUUCCAGCCCACACUCGGGAAGGGGAUCACACAAGGCAGUGAGCACCAGAGUCCAGGGGCCUUGGUGCUGUCUUACAAGGGUGCUCAUCACACCAGACUUAACCUGUCUUACACUUAAGCUGAGAAGUGGGUCCUGUAGUCCCGCAUCCCUCAUUCUCUUGUGCUCUGAUUGUUCAUAAUGGAGCUGCAAAACACCGGGCUGGGAGAGGCUAACAGGCUUCUGUUAAUGACCCCAAGUACUUUCCUCCAUGGAAGCCAUAGCAUCUUAGCACCACUUGUAGGAUUCCCAGUAACUCCUGUCAAAAGGGAAGUGCAAUGGAGUGAGGUGCAUGCAUGACUGCUGGACUGCCUUCCACUGCUACGUGCUGUAUUAUUCACUUUAAGUUCUGUACUCACGUUUUUUGUUCUAUAGGGUUUUGUUUUCACUCAGUUUUUAUGUCUAUAAUAGUGUUCAUCUCGGUGGGCUCUUUAGAUGGCUGGUAAUAUUAAGCUCAACUCUUAAAUGUUUAUCAUUAUUUGAGUUAAAAUUGAAAUGUGGCAAUGAAAUAAAGAGUUUAGUUUUUAUAUUUAUAA
This is a messenger RNA of Manis pentadactyla (Chinese pangolin), 4668 nucleotides long. RefSeq names its product major facilitator superfamily domain containing 11 (gene MFSD11). The transcript has 13 exons. NCBI's taxonomy places the organism in Eukaryota, Metazoa, Chordata, Mammalia, Pholidota, Manidae. The record is from RefSeq and is a predicted model, not a curated record. Bases 783 to 2129 code for a protein of 448 amino acids.